AUGGAAUCCAUCAGGACGGGGUUCUCAGCUCUCACGGUCGGAGAACGGAGAAACUAUCAAGUAUCUCCGGUAUUCUCGGAGAAACAGAUUUGGAGGAAUAAACCGGAUUUUAUUAAAGAACAAGAGGGAUUCAAUACCGUGGAGUUGAGACGAUCGGAGGGAUUUAGGGAGCAAAAACUGCAGCAGGAGGGAUACAAAAACAUAAAGCCUAGAGGAUCGGAGGGAGCCAGGGAGCAAAAUAAGCAGGAGGGGAUCUCAUUUAAGGAGCUCAGACAAAGAGAGGAGUUGGCUUUCAUGGAGCUUAGACAGCAAGAAGAUUUCGUAAACAUGGAGCUGAAAAAUGAGGAGGGAUUCACAAGCAUGGAGCUGAGACGGUUUGGAUCCCAAAAUAACCGCUCCUCCCCUUGUGCUCCAGUACAGAACCCCUACAAUGAAAGGGUUCGGAGCAAGCUGAAAAGAUUGGAGGAGAAAAACCAGAGUUCGGAUAGUUGCUACAGUAGAAGCGAUAAUUCUUCCAUCCACUCCGAUCCUCCGAGGGUACCUGUUCAUCCUCCAACCCACCAGCAAUACGAUACAACCUCAUUAUCCAGCCUUGAUACAGCCUCAAGCAUUGAUCUAUGGAAUGUUAGAGCUAUGCCUAAUGUUCGAAUCACUCGUCUGGAUCGACCGAUUUAUCUCCGGCCGAACCCAACACUGCGUCCGAGGCCAAAUGUAUUUGAUACGUUGACGGACGAACUUGUUGUGAAAGUUCUCUCCUUUCUCACGACGAAAGAUCUGAUGUUUGCUGCCCGGGUUUCAAGACGGUUUUAUUUUCUCACCUGGGAACCAGAUCUCUGGCGAUCAAUUUGUUUGACUGGAGAGAACCGCAAUGUUGACCGAUCAUUAAGCUCCAUAUUUCAAAUUAUCAGCAAGAACGGCGUUAAUAUCGCCAGUACGGUGAAAAAUAUAGUUCUGAAUGGUUGUAGUCGGUUGACCGACAGAGGUUUAGCGCUGAUAGCGCGCAGAUGUAGAGCUUUGGGUCAACUUCAUCUUCAACUGUGCACAGAGAUUACAAAUGGAGGUUUGCUAGAUUUAACCAGCAGAUGUGAAGAACUAGAUCAUCUGGAUGUAUCAGGCUGCUUGCUAGUGUCUGGGGUAGGCGUUCCCUUGCCCAUCUCCCCUUCCUCCUCCACCCCUAGGCUUCCACUCACCUACCUGGAUAUGUCGGAUUGUUUGAGGUUGGAUGACCUCAGCUUGAGGUUGGUGGUGGAGAGCUGUCCUCAGCUUCAGUUCCUUUUCCUUAGGAGAUGUUCAUUGAUUACAGAUGUUGGAAUAAAAUCUGUCUCCUCCUACUGUCUACUCCUCAGAGAAUUAUCAGUGUCAGAUUGUAUAAAGUUGACUGAUGUGAGUUUGAGUGAGCUAGGCCGGUUAGGCCCAGCCCUGAGAUAUCUGUCCCUGGCUAAAUGUGAACUUAUCUCAGAUAACGGAGUUAGAAACCUAGCUAGACAUUGUUACAGACUUAGAUAUUUGAACUUGAGAGGUUGUGGCUUAGUGUCAGACUCAUCUAUAGAAUGGUUAUCUAGAUCGUGUACUAGACUUAGAUCUUUAGAUAUAGGUAAAUGCAAUAUAUCGGAUGGAGGACUUCAUAGUUUGUCUGAAAACUGUCCAAACCUGAAGAAACUAAGUGUGAAGGGGUGUACUCAGGUUACGGAUAGGGGCGUGGCAACCCUGUCCUACUACUGCAGGGGCCUCCAGCAGCUGAAUAUCCAAGAUGUGGGCGGGGUAACUAUUCAGGGGUGUAGGGUGGUCAGAGGAAACUGCAGAAGAUGUAUUAUUGAGCAUACAAAUCCUGCAUUGUCUCUUUAAAUAAUUCUUAAAGGGACUGUAAGCGUAAUUUCAAGUAAAGAUGGGAAUGCCCUAUUUACAACGGUACUAGGCUUUUCGACUUGAUGGUGAAAAGCCAUGAAAUGUCAAACUUUAGCCGUUUGCUUCAGCAUCAUUCAUAGUUUUGAAAUAUAAAAGGCCCACGACAUCAAGUUGGAAAUUAGAAUUUAUAGAGUACUCAGAGAUCCUUUAUGAAGAUCAAAAUAUCAAAAUAGUUUUGUGACAAAAAUCUCAGAAAUUACAUAUAAUUUGUGCCAAAAAGUUAUUUCACAGAGGAAAAUUGAAAUCAAUUACAUUUUAAUUCUGUGAUUUUGGUUUUUCUAUAAAGAA
Eurytemora carolleeae is the source of this 2193-nucleotide messenger RNA. Its product is annotated as F-box/LRR-repeat protein 7. Gene Ontology annotation, molecular function: protein binding. NCBI's taxonomy places the organism in Eukaryota, Metazoa, Arthropoda, Copepoda, Calanoida, Temoridae. The record is from RefSeq and is a predicted model, not a curated record.